AUGGGGUGUAAGAUACGGGAUGACAAUCUUGAAAAAGUGAAGGCCUUGAUGUACUUUAAGAUUCUCAUCGACGAGACAACGGACAUUGCCACCGUGUCGGAAAUUAUCGUGUAUGUUCAGUUUCUUGAAGACAGAAUGGGCUGCACGGUUUUCCUCUCUGUUCUUCCACUGAAAGACGGCAAGGCAGAGACCAUCUUCAAUGCCCAGAUAACAUUUAUCGAGGAACAUGGUUUAGACAUUCAGAAGAUGUGCGCCUUCGGUAGCAAUGGUGCCAGUGUUAUGUUAGGCUGUGAAAAUGGUGUUGCUGCGCGCCUGCGUAACUUUGUGCCACAUCUCAUUAAUAAUCACUGUGUUGCACAUAAGUUGGCACUUGCCGUCAGACAGGCAUCAAGAGGAAUACCCUACCUUCUGAAAUUUUAA
Dreissena polymorpha is the source of this 420-nucleotide messenger RNA. Its product is annotated as E3 SUMO-protein ligase KIAA1586-like. The transcript has a single exon. Lineage: Eukaryota; Metazoa; Mollusca; Bivalvia; Myida; Dreissenidae. Bases 1 to 420 code for a protein of 139 amino acids. The record is from RefSeq and is a predicted model, not a curated record.